AUGGACGCCGCCCUCGAUUCCGUGCGCACCGCGCUCCAGCCCAUCACGCACAACCUCCCCGAGCCCAUCCACGACGCCGGCCUCUCGCUGCUGGGGCCGAAAUGCUACCAGAAGCUGAUCAAGGAUAUCGACCCGGUCAACUACCCGGAGUGUGUCAAGCUGGCCAUCAGCAAGGGGCUGGGCAUCGGCAUCAUCGGGGCGUCGUCGAUCGUCAAGGUGCCGCAGCUAAUCAAGCUGCUGCGGUCGCAGAGCGCCGAGGGCCUGUCGUUCCUGGCCUACCUGCUCGAGACGUCGUCGUACCUGAUCGGCCUGGCCUACAACGCGCGCAUGGGCUUCCCCUUCAGCACCUACGGCGAGACGGCCCUGAUCGCCGUCCAGAACGUCGCCAUCGCCGCCCUCGUGCUGCACUUCAAGGGCAAGGAUGCGGGUGCGGCGGCGUGGGUCGCCGGCCUCGCUGCGGCGGGUUAUGCGCUGUUUGAUAAGGGUAUUGUGGAUGAGAAGACGCUGGCUGCGCUGCAGGCCGCCGGAGGCAUGCUCAGCAUUGCGAGCAAGGCGCCGCAGAUUGUCGAGGUCUACAGGCAGGGUGGAACGGGCCAGCUGAGCGCUUUCGCGGUCUUCAACUACCUCCUCGGCUCCCUCUCGCGCAUCUUCACCACCAUUCAGGAGGUUGGCGACCAGCUCGUCCUGUUCGGCUUCGUUGCGGGCUUCCUGCUCAACGCCGUCCUGGCCAUCCAGAUGAUCUAUUACUGGAACGCUCCGGCCAGCCGCGGCGCCAAGGCCGGCAGCAAGAGCAAGAACAAGAACAAGAAGAAGGCGGAAAAGCCCGUCCAGGCCAAGGAGAAGGACAGCGGAAAGCCGCUGGCGACGUCGACCGCGUCGAGCAAGGGAAAGAGCCCGAGUACUCGUCGUAGGGGUUAG
Lasiodiplodia theobromae is the source of this 918-nucleotide messenger RNA. RefSeq names its product Mannose-p-dolichol utilization defect 1 protein. NCBI's taxonomy places the organism in Eukaryota, Fungi, Ascomycota, Dothideomycetes, Botryosphaeriales, Botryosphaeriaceae. The transcript has 2 exons. The record is from RefSeq and is a predicted model, not a curated record. The coding region runs from base 1 to 918 and encodes 305 amino acids.